Messenger RNA from Venustampulla echinocandica, 333 nucleotides. RefSeq names its product BolA-like protein. Gene Ontology annotation, cellular component: nucleus; cytosol. The record is from RefSeq and is a predicted model, not a curated record. Bases 1 to 333 code for a protein of 110 amino acids. Gene Ontology annotation, molecular function: 2 iron, 2 sulfur cluster binding. The transcript is spliced from 2 exons. NCBI's taxonomy places the organism in Eukaryota, Fungi, Ascomycota, Leotiomycetes, Helotiales, Pleuroascaceae. Gene Ontology annotation, biological process: intracellular iron ion homeostasis.
AUGGCAGGAAACGCGGUAGUCACAGAAGCAGGCCUAAAAACCAAACUCAUAGAACAAUUACAAGCUAUCCAUGUCGAAAUAGAAGAUAUGUCGGGCGGAUGCGGACAAGCUUUCUCGGCCAUUAUUGUGUCGCCUCAAUUCGAGAAGAAGACGACGUUAAUGAGACAUCGAUUAGUUAAUAAAGUUUUGAAGGAUGAAAUUGCCGCUAUACAUGCUUGGACGCCGAAAUGUUCUACGCCGGAACAAUGGGAGCAGCAGAAGGCUGAGGGGAGGGAACCGGUUGCGCCCGGUAAGGAUACGACUGGUGAGGUGGUGACUGGAACCACAGCGUGA